AUGGGGAAUAAGUGCUGUUCGCAUGAGAAUCCCAAUAAACGGGUUGUCCCCACAAACAACAAUGGCCACAAGAAGCAGAACUUUUUCACGGCGCUCUUCGCAAAGAGCCGAUUGGACGCUUCGACGUUGGCACACAGUUUCCCACCACCGGUAGGUUGUAAAUUUACAAUUUGUGUUAAUGUUAGUAAUUUUUUAUUUUUGCGGAAAAUUAAUGAAUGUUUUUAGCCUUUAUGUUUGCUAGUUUUUUAUGUCGUAAAAGUUUUUUUUGCAAGAAAUUCUUUUAUUUUUUCAAAUUUUUUCAGGUUGGCGGAGAAAUGCCUGGAGGGGAAUCCUUCUACAAAGAGCCUCGUCGAGAGCCGGAGCCUCGAAAAGAUUCACAACUACUCAACAAAUACGAGGUGAUAUCAAUAAUCGGGAAAGGGUCGUUCUCUCAAGUCCUCAGGGUCCAACAUCGCCUUACAAAACAGUUUUACGCCGUCAAAUUGGUCAGCUCAGACUCUGGUAAGGCUUUCGAGUGCAUUUUUUUUAUAGAAAUUCACUUUUGGAGGGGUGCAGAAUUGUGAAACGGAAAUUUUUUUUGCACAGUGCCAAAAUGUUUUGUCCGCGCACGAAAAUUCCAUCGCACUGUGCAAUUUUCUUUUAAAACUUUUUGCACUGUGCAGUCGAAAAAUAAUUUCUAUUUUAAAAAUUUUUUUUUCACCUUCAUAUUUCAGACAUCAACGCUGUGAACAACGAAUUAUCGAUAUUGAGCAGAGUCCAACAUCCGUUUGUGAUCAGAUUAGAAGAGGUCUUACGAGGAGCCAAUAAGCUGUUCAUUGUUAUGGAAAUGGCUUCUGGAGGGGAGAUGUACGAUCGAGUGGUGUCGAAAGGACGUUAUACAGAGACUGAAGCCAGGUCAGAAAUAUUUUUGAAAUUGCUUUUGAGAUUUAUAAAAAAAUUUUUUUUGAAUUUUAAUUUUUUGCACGGUGCAGCAGAAAAAAAAAAUUUGGAAAUUUUAUAAACAUUUAUUUUUAGACAAGCCCUUCGGAUGCUUCUAAACGGCCUAGCCUAUCUUCACGACAUGAAAAUCACUCAUCGUGACCUUAAACCCGAGAAUCUUCUCUAUUCCGACACUCGGCCGGACGCUCGCCUUCUUAUCACCGACUUCGGCCUGGCCAGUCAAGCCAAACAACCCGGAGAAAAAAUGACUGAGACCUGUGGAACCCCCGAAUAUAUUGCUCCGGAAGUUUUGCUGCGGGUACCCUACACGGAUCGGGUGGAUAUGUGGGCAGUGGGGGUGAUUGCCUACAUUCUGAUGUCGGGUAUUAUGCCGUUUGAUGAUGAUGUCAGAUCGAGGUUGUAUACGCAUAUUAUUACCGCCAAUUACGUGUAUUAUCCACAGGUGAGUCGGAAGGGUUUCAAUUUUUUUUAUUCGCUCUGUGCGGAGCAUUUAUCUUUUUUGACCGCACAGUGCAAUUUAUUGCACAGUGCAAUAUGUCGUACAACAUAGUAAAAAAAGAGAAUAAGAAAAAAAUUGUUUCGUAUUUUACCUUCACUUUUUCAGUACUGGUCCGGUGGUGAGCAUGCCAAAAUGUUCGUCGAUUCCUUGUUGGAAUUGAAUCCAGAUGUGAGGUUAACGGCGAUUGAUGCCUUGAGGCACGAUUGGAUUUUGGGAGAGAAUAAAAUCAAUCUCAAUGUCAGUAUCAAAGCCAGACCGGCUUCGGAGUUCAAUUCCAUGCAAAGGGUAAGCCUUCGGGAAAAUAAGAUAGGGCGCAGGUCGCCACGACUAAUAUUGAAAAUUUUUAACCUAGGGCCUUUCAAAGCAAUCAAUUUUCUGUUUUUUCCGAAUAAUGUAACAAAUUAAAAUUCAAAAUAUUUUAGACAAAAUCCACACGUUCGAUCCGCUCGGUCACCAGAUCUGACCAUGGCCACCGUGUUGAUCCACGCGAAGUGGACAAACUUUCCCGCGAACUCCAACGUCUGGCCAAGACUCGGACCCGGGACUCAAGUGCCUACGAACAACAGACCAAAAACUACGGUGUCCUCUAA
Molecule: messenger RNA, 2028 nt
Organism: Bursaphelenchus xylophilus (pine wood nematode)
Lineage: Eukaryota; Metazoa; Nematoda; Chromadorea; Rhabditida; Aphelenchoididae
Source: the annotation of a GenBank genome assembly